CUUCUAGAUUAUCCCAACGGUAUUCGGCUCACAUCAGCUGUUCCGGGAGCAGAUAUCAAAGUACUAAUAAAUUUCAAUGCACCAAAUCCUCAGGACAGGAAGAAGUUUACAGAUGAUUUGAGGGAGUCAAUUGCAGAGGUUCAAGAAAUGGAAAAGCACAGAAUAGAGUCUGAGCUAGAAAAACAGAAGGGUGUGGUGCGUCCAAGCAUGUCUCAAUGCUCCAGCCUGAAAAAGGAUUCUGGCAAUGGGACGCUGAACAGAGCUUGCCUGGAUGACAGCUAUGCUACUGGGGAGGGGCUGAAAAGAAGUGCACUGAGCAGCUCCCUUAGAGACCUGUCUGAAGCAGGCAAGCGUGGGCGACGCAGCAGUGCAGGAUCGCUAGACAGCAAUAUGGAAGGGUCCAUCAUUAGCAGUCCUCACAUGCGCCGAAGAGCUACAUCAACCCGAGAGUGUCCAUCUCGCCCUCACCAGACUAUGCCUAACUCCUCCUCACUCCUAGGUUCCUUAUUCGGUAGUAAAAGGGGAAAGCCACCUUCCCAAGGCCAUGCACCAUCUGGCUCAUCACAGCAACCUCUGCACCCUCCAGUAAUCCCACAUCAGCAACACUCCCAGCAUCCUUCUGCCAUGCAUCAUGCAGGGCCAGCUGAGGGGCAGACACAGGCACAAGUGCACUCCCACCAUUCGCAGUACUGUCACAUGCAGCAGAACCCACCGCCCUACCACCACCACCACCACUAUCACCCUCCCCAGCACAUCCAGCACCCACACCAGUAUCACCAACACGUGCCCCAUUCCCAGCAUGCGGCACACUCCCAGCAUACUCCUUACAUGCAGCACCCCCAUGCGCAGCAUACCCACUCUUCUCAUCCGCCACUGCCCGCUCCGCACCCAGGGCACUCUUCUCAUCCCCAGCACUCUCAGCAUCACCAUGGACCGCCACCACCUCCCUCCACUUCAGCCAGCACUAAGCCCAAACACAGCGGCAUCAGCACAAUAGUCUAG
Molecule: messenger RNA, 1002 nt
Organism: Cariama cristata (Red-legged seriema)
Lineage: Eukaryota; Metazoa; Chordata; Aves; Cariamiformes; Cariamidae
Product: IQ motif and SEC7 domain-containing protein 2-like
Exons: 4
Coding region: 148-1002 (284 amino acids)
Source: RefSeq, a predicted model, not a curated record